Molecule: messenger RNA, 3135 nt
Organism: Megalops cyprinoides (Indo-Pacific tarpon)
Lineage: Eukaryota; Metazoa; Chordata; Actinopteri; Elopiformes; Megalopidae
Product: ataxin-7-like protein 1
Exons: 11
Coding region: 16-2214 (732 amino acids)
Source: RefSeq, a predicted model, not a curated record
CAAGACGGAAGCGCAAUGGCGACACUAGAUCGCAAAGUACCCAGUCCGAAUGCGUUCCUGUACAAACCCUGGUCUGCUUACAGCGACGCGGCUAAAUUACACAGCUCUGACACUGCUCACGUGGAGGAUGCCGGGAAGGAGCUGGCGACCUGCAGGGAGGCGAGGAAGCUCAACAGAGAGGAUAUGCACUUGUACGGCCAGUAUCCUGCGUAUGAUGAGUUCUGCCUUGUUGUGUGCAAUAUCUGCAAUCAAGCUGUCAAACCUCAGGGACUCCUGACCCAUUAUGAGAGGAGACACGGCUCCCCCUGUAACUCCCGGACUCCCCCGGUUCCGAUGAGGCCCAAAGUGUCCCACAGCCCCCCCCUGUCCCGGCCUUUCCGAGUGCCCAGAGACAAUCAGCACACCCCCUUCGGCAGGGCGCCGCAUGCUGUGUACCCCCCCAAAGGGGCCCGCAGCAAGCCGUGUGUCUCGGUCCCUGUGGUGAGCCUGGAGAAGAUGCCAAGUUUGAGCAGGACAGAGGGGUCCCACGUCAGGAUCAGCGGCCCCUCCUCUUCCUCCCCCGCCGGCCUGGCCAGGCCUUCCCAUAAGCCUCAGGAGUGGGCCCUGAACGGCAAGGGACACGCCGUCCCCCCCUCCCCCCUCGACCGCCGCCCCAGUGCCUCUCCCUCCCCCUCCCCAUCCCCUGCCUCACUGGACAGGCGACACACCUCCUCCCCAUCCCCCUCCUCCUCAUUGGACAGGCAACCCACGGCCCCGCCCUCUCCACUGGACAGAAAGCACCAAAACGGCACUAAGGGCAGUAAGCAGCAUAAGAGGCUGUCAGGAAGAGUGUUUGAUCCUAAUAAGCACUGUGGGGUCGUGGACCCAGAGAGCAAGAAGCCCUGCACACGAUCGCUGACCUGCAAGACCCACUCUUUGACUCAUCGGCGCGCGGUGCCGGGGAGGGGGAAGCAUUUCGACUCCCUGCUGGCUGAGCACAAGGGGCGGGCCAAGGAGAAGGCGGGGAGACACCUCAGGGAGCAGCAGGGAGGCCACGCCCACCCCAGCCGCCCUGCCCUGUCACAUGACCUGACCAACAGUGCGGCCACGGAGAGCCUCGACAACAGGACCGCCUCUGCCCUGAAAAGCAGGCUGGCCAGUGCAAACAUACCCAGGACUCCCGGUGGUUGGGGCAGCGUGUCUCUGAGCUCCGGCGGGCCUCCCCCUGACCCUGCGGCGCCCUGUCCCGCAGCGGAGGGGGGUGAGCGGCUGUCCAGUGAGGAGGGCGAGGCGGAGGUCCUGGAGGAUUCGGACUGGCCCUACACCCCCCACCACCCGCGGCCGCUGGGAUGCUGCUCCUUUGGCAGUCGGCUGAUGGGGAGGGGUUACUACGUGUUUGACCGGCGGUGGGACCGGCUGCGGCAAGCGCUGCACUGCAUGGUGGAGAAGCACGUGAACGCUCAGAUGUGGAGGAAGAUCCCCCUGGCUGCCGAGUGCCCCACCCCUCCCCCAGGGACUUACUCUGGCCUGCACCCCCUCCACCCCCCCAGCUCAGCGUCCCUGCCCCCUUCCCCCAUCACCCCUCCUCUCCUGCCCUCCCCCGCCCUGCUCACCCCCUCCGACAGCGUCUCCAUGGUGACCUACUCUGCAGCCUUUCCGCAUGGUGGGGGAGGAGGGGGCGUGUUCAGCAUCGUGGACUCCGCCUCCCUCCUGCCCCCUGUCCCUGCCCUGGUCCCCGUGUCGUCGCCGGGGAAACACCCCAGAACUAAAUCUGGCAAGCCCCCGAAGGCAUGCGAUCCGGCCUCCCGGGGGCUGGGCGGGGCCGUGGGCGGGGCAGUGGGUGGGGCUGUAGGGGGAAAGAAGAGGAAGUCGCCGCUCUCCUGCGUCUCCUCCUAUGUGGGGUCCCACAAAGUGAACUGCCACAGUGCCAUGCCCGCCCCCGGCUCGAACCCGCCCGGUCCCACCUUCAGCAGCAACGGUACCUCCCCGCUCUGUGCCAAAACCGAACCCUCUGGGCGAGGCAUACCCCAGCCCCUCCCCGGAGACCACGCGCUCUUCGCCCACAGCCCCCUCCCCUUCGUCCGGGAGGACGGGAGGAAGCGCAAGAGCUCCGCCCCUAACGGCACACCCAGCAAGCUGGCCAGAGCGAGCGGGCUCAACAGCGUCUACAGGAAGAGCGGCGGCACCGAGUCCCCCCACCCUGCCCUCCCCCGACAGUCAAAGGUGCACCACUGAGGGUGUUGGUGCGACGGUGACCCCAGAUGCAGAUACGUCGUCUCGCGGUGACGCUGCUUUCGAUGUGGCCGCGCUCUGCGACCGUGUGCUUUGAGCGUCCUCUCGCACGUGCGCUGCGGCUUUUCGGAGUUCCUCCCCGGAGUCUGUGAUAGUGACGUCAGCCCUGCAGGGUCCCCGGUCUGAGGCCUGGUUUCUUGGGCAUGGCAGGCUGGGUGAUCUUAUGUUUCCGCUGUCGCUGUUCUUGCUACAGCCUGUGUCUCCAUGGGAAAACCUCCUGCACGCAGCAUCUGGGGAGAAACGGGCCCCCUGGACUUUAGAAGACUGAACAAACUGCUGGAAAAUCUCAUUGACAAAGGAAACGGCCUCUCUUUUUUCCUGUUAUUUACGUCAGCAUUUGAUGUGCAUGCAUUUCAUUCAUGUUUUUUUUUCUGACGUUCACUGAUGAUCUGACCCUGUCUUUGUUUUCUAUGGAAGUAUAUACUGGAGCUCACAUCUCGUUUCCUGAGAGGAACCAGGGCAAUUACUGUGUUUCUGUGGGGGGUUUGAAGGUGGACCUGCACACACACACACACACACUCAUACGCAACCCCCCUCCCCUCAGGCCUGAUGAUCGGACGCAGCAACGCCCCCCCACAGAUCAGUGUUAAAAGUGCACUUACUCUAAGGUCUCCUCUUACCUGGACUGGAAUGACCCUCAGAGCACAACCAGGAACUUUGAACCAAGGGAAUCUACUUAUCUGGUGCCGCAAGCUGGGAUUUUAAUUUAAAGAGAAGUUGUCAGGUUUUUCAAGGAUGUCUCCUUUGAAUAACGCCAGACAUAUAAAGUCAAGACUUGCACCCCAAAUGUACAAUUUUAUAGCGUCAGUUUUGUAUAAUUAUUUAAUACCUUUCUAACUGACCAGAAUAGUGCUACAGAUGUUA